AUGCCCCUUGAAGUUAUGCAACCAAACUUUCAUCAUUUCAUUAGAAUUGAAAAAAUAUGCUCAAUUCAAGGAUAUUACAUGUUCUCGUCGAUAAUUCCAUUCGAUUUCUCUACAGCUAAGCAAAGGUAUGUGAACGAUAAAAAUAUGCUUUUGAUAUCUAUGUAUGCUAAAGAAAAAGCCCGCUAUUUAAGGUAUGAGUUGCUUAUGCUUUCAUUUCCUACCGUUUGUUAUGUUUAUGAUGAUGAUGAUGAUGAUGAUGGGUGA
This is a messenger RNA of Clunio marinus, 264 nucleotides long. The record is from the annotation of a GenBank genome assembly. NCBI's taxonomy places the organism in Eukaryota, Metazoa, Arthropoda, Insecta, Diptera, Chironomidae.